Molecule: messenger RNA, 242 nt
Organism: Racocetra persica
Lineage: Eukaryota; Fungi; Glomeromycota; Glomeromycetes; Diversisporales; Gigasporaceae
Source: the annotation of a GenBank genome assembly
AGUCGAGUUCAUCAGAUAGUCAAGCUCUAGUUUCUGAAACUGAUUCUCAAUCGACCAUUAUAUCAGAAUUGAAUCAUGAUGUGGAAAGUUCUAAAAUUAAUUCAUUUUAUUUUGAAGAAACACGGCAGGACAAUAGUGAUGUGACUAGUAAUGCAGAUGAAGAAACAAAUAGUAAUGCGGAACAAGUAAAUGGUGCUGCUUAUAACAAAGUAGUUAGUAAUGCUGAUGAAGAAGUAAACAGU